Molecule: messenger RNA, 2066 nt
Organism: Halteromyces radiatus
Lineage: Eukaryota; Fungi; Mucoromycota; Mucoromycetes; Mucorales; Cunninghamellaceae
Product: NOL1/NOP2/sun family-domain-containing protein
Exons: 6
Coding region: 59-1954 (631 amino acids)
Biological process (GO): maturation of LSU-rRNA; rRNA base methylation
Cellular component (GO): nucleolus
Molecular function (GO): RNA binding; rRNA (cytosine-C5-)-methyltransferase activity
Source: RefSeq, a predicted model, not a curated record
UUUCUUUUUUUUUUUUUUUUUUUUCUCUCUAUAUAUAUUUUAUUAUAAUCAUUGACAAAUGGGUAGACGUGCUAGAAACAAACAAGGACCUCCUGCUCCUUUACCUAAUCCAGAUGGUCCUGUAUAUGAUAGUAGUAAAAGAAGUCGAACUGCCAAAAAGUUAAAAGCUGCUGCUGCUGAAAAGAAAAACAACAAACGCAAACGUACCGAUCAAGUCGAGACCAAUCAAAAAAAGAUCAAACAACAACAACAACCUGUGGUGAAAAAGUCAUCUGGCAAAAAGGACCAACCAAAGAAAAUAGAGGAUGAAGGUGAAGAUCUAUGGGAUAAUGUGGAAAUGGGAUCAGACGAUGACGAAGAUCUUUUGGAUGAUGAAUUUGAUAUGGAUACCAUGGAAAAUGGUGACGAUGAUGAUAAUGAUAUGAUUUUCCCUAAGGCUGAUACUGAUUUCCUUGGAUCUGAUGAUGAUGAUGAAGUCUUGGAAGGGUCUGAAGAAGAAGAAGAAGAAGAAGAAGAUUUGGACUCUGAUGAAGAUUUGGAUAAUUUUGAAGGUACAUUGGAUGAAAAGAAAUCAUUGAAAAUUGAAGCUCGUCGAGCCAAACUUGCUGCUAUGGCUCAAGCGGAAUUGGAAGAUGCUGCUUUACAAACCAACAUUGCUGAUCAAGAAGGGGAAAGAUAUCAAUUACCUGAAGGUGAAGAAGAUGAACUUUUGGCCAACAUCACCAGUGUCAGUGAACGUAUCAAGGAAGUGGUGAAUGUACUCAAUGAUUUCAAGAAUUUGCGUGAUCCCAGCAAAUCCCGUCAAGACUAUGUGGAUCGUUUAUUGAAGGAUAUUGCUCAUUACUAUGGAUAUUCUGAAUUCUUAUGUGAAAUGUUAUUCAACCUAUUCCCUGUUUCUGAAGCGAUUGAAUUCUUUGAAGCUAAUGAAGUCCCUCGUCCUGUCACUAUCCGUGCCAAUACUUUACGUACUCGUCGUCGUGAUUUGGCUCAAGCUUUGAUCAAUCGUGGUGUGAAUUUGGAUCCUAUUGGAAAAUGGAGUAAAGUGGGUCUUCAAAUCUUUGACUCUAAUGUCCCUAUUGGUGCCACUCCUGAAUAUCUUGCUGGUCAUUAUAUGCUUCAAGCAGCAUCUUCCUUCUUACCAGUAAUGGCUCUUGCUCCUCAACCCAAUGAACGUGUACUUGAUAUGGCGUCUGCUCCUGGUGGAAAAACAACUUAUAUUGCCGCUUUACAAAAGAAUACUGGGAUGGUGUUUGCCAAUGAUGCUAGUAAAGAUCGUUUGAAAAGUUUAAUUGCUAACAUUCAUCGUAUGGGUGUCAAGAACGCGGUUGUUUGUAAUUAUGAUGGUCGUGAAUUCCCAAAAGUAAUUGGUGGCUUUGAUCGUGUAUUAUUGGAUGCUCCCUGUUCUGGUACUGGUGUUAUUUCUAAAGAUCAAAGUGUCAAAUUGAAUAAGACUGAACGUGACUUUAUUGAAAUUCCUCGACUUCAAAAAGAACUUAUAUUAAGCGCUAUUGAUUCUGUAGAUGCUAAAUCAAAAACAGGUGGAUAUAUUGUUUAUUCUACUUGUUCAGUGACGGUGGAAGAAAAUGAAGCAGUGGUGGAUUAUGCUUUAAGAAAACGACCUAAUAUCAAAUUGGUACCAACUAGUUUGGAUUUUGGUCGAGAAGGUUUCGUAUCAUACCGUGGAAAAUCAUUCCAUCCGAGUUUGAAAAUGACCCGUCGAUUCUAUCCUCACGUACACAAUAUGGAUGGAUUUUAUGUCGCUAAAUUCAAAAAAUUAAGUAACAAAUUUGAUGAUGGAAAGGAAAACAAGUCUACCAAGGAAAUGGAAGAAAAUAUCGAAGGAGAACAAGAAGAAGAAGAAGAAAUUGGUUUCAAUGAUGAAGAAGAUGAAGCACUUAUUAAAGAAUCCAAAACCAAACUUCUCAAGAAGAAGGGUAUCAAAAUCAAGGCAUAGUUUUUUCUUUAUUAUUUUAUUUUAUUAGUUUUAGACAUCAUUCUUUAUGUUACUUUUGUACUUUUGCAUUCUUCGUUUAUUUUUUUUUUCUCACAUCAAUAAAACAUCUGUA